AUGCUGGCUGGGCCUGAUCCACUUUCUCCGUGCUUCUUCCUGUGGCAUCGGCGGCCUUCUAGCCGGGCCUCCACCGGUGGCUUCGUCAACGAGGGUGCGCCGGCGGGGGACGUGGGGUCGUGGCUUUGGUGUCCUGCUGGCGAGCGGCAGCAACACGGUCUCUUUUGCCUACUCCUUUUCCUCUCUGGCAAUGGCGGCGACGGUUUCGACGCUUGUGGCUUUGGUGCGGCGGACAUCCCCAACAUCCUCGGCGAUGGAGUUGUGAGUUCCCUUUUCCUUCUUUGCUAUGUGAGGACAAUAAAUGGUACCUCCGGUGUCCGUUGUUCCUUCCGGGCUGCCGACGACAUCAGUAGCAGCAGAUUGUACCAGCCUAUUGAGGAAGAUUGGGGCACCGGCAGUGCUUGGGGCGGCGGCCUGUCUUGGGGCACCGGCAGUGCUUGGGGUGGCGGCCUGUCUUGGGGCACCGGAAGGCAGGGGGCGGCGGCCGUUGGAGCGGCGGAGGCACUCCAGGGGGCUGUGCCCAUGCUUGGGGAGGCGGCUCUCUCAGGCCAUGGGGGCGACGACGGUGGGACACAGGCGAAGGGGCCCAACGGCGCUGGGGGUGCCCACGCGAGGCUGGGCGACGGCGCUGGGGACACGCGCGCGUGGCGGGUCGACGCAUCCAAAGGCGGCCGUGGGUCCAGCGCGUGGCCGGGGGACGCCGCCGGGGGCGCCCGCGCGAGGCCGGCCGACGCCGCGGCGAGCAACCAGGGCGCGGUGAGUCGUCGUCUCUGA
This is a messenger RNA of Panicum virgatum (switchgrass), 774 nucleotides long. RefSeq lists its product as uncharacterized. Bases 1 to 774 code for a protein of 257 amino acids. NCBI's taxonomy places the organism in Eukaryota, Viridiplantae, Streptophyta, Magnoliopsida, Poales, Poaceae. The record is from RefSeq and is a predicted model, not a curated record. The transcript has 2 exons.